AUGGAGUUGAACAUGCUGCAGCAGCAGCGGCCACUACCUCCGCAGCCGGCGCCCGUGGGAUCGUGCGAUCCCGUGUGGCGGCGGCUGGACGAAGCAAUGGAGUUGCUGUCGCAGCGGAAAGCAGCAGGAGCAGCAGUAGCAGGAGCAGCAGCAGCAGGAGCAGCAGCAGAAGGAGCAGCAGCAGGGCCAGCAGCAGCCAGAGGCUUCGAAGCUGCUGCUGCUCCCUCCCUCUCUCCCGUGUCUUCUGCGUCGACAACAGCGUGCAGAUCAGUUGCUUCCCCCCGCGGAACUCCCCCGAGCAGCAGCAACAGCAGCAGCAGCAGCAGCAACAGCAGCAGCAGCAGGAGCAGCAGCAGCAGGCGGCCGUUUGAGAUAAGGACCUCCGAAAGGCUGCACGUGCAGCGGACGGCGGCGCUGCUGCGGUCUUUGGGCCGCGAGAGAGCAGCAGAAGAAACAGAAGAAGUUUCUGCUGCUGCUCUGGCUCACCAGCGGCUGCUGCUGCAGCUAGCUAGCCAGCGGCAGCACCUGCAGCAGCUAGCCAGGCAGGCCCUGGCGAGGCCCACGCAGCUGCCCGAGAGUCUCAGCCACUGGAUGGCGGACUCUGCGCAGUAUUGA
This is a messenger RNA of Eimeria tenella, 615 nucleotides long. Its product is annotated as TBC domain-containing protein, putative. The transcript has a single exon. The record is from RefSeq and is a predicted model, not a curated record. Lineage: Eukaryota; Apicomplexa; Conoidasida; Eucoccidiorida; Eimeriidae. The coding region runs from base 1 to 615 and encodes 204 amino acids.